Mugil cephalus (flathead mullet) is the source of this 1746-nucleotide messenger RNA. RefSeq names its product follistatin-related protein 1-like. Gene Ontology annotation, molecular function: protein binding. Lineage: Eukaryota; Metazoa; Chordata; Actinopteri; Mugiliformes; Mugilidae. Gene Ontology annotation, biological process: multicellular organism development; cell differentiation; regulation of BMP signaling pathway. The transcript is spliced from 11 exons. The coding region runs from base 229 to 1152 and encodes 307 amino acids. The record is from RefSeq and is a predicted model, not a curated record.
CGUUGUUUCACUUCCGAGCAAAGCAGGACGUUUCUCUGACCAGUGGCUGGACAUAAACUCCUCAUCUACUUGGAUGCGUGCUGACGGACUGGAUGUUUGACGAUGGCUUUAUCUUCUCACUGAGUGUAAUGUGACUGAAUCUUUGGAUACAGGCACAUUAAUGCAGUUUUAAUGCAGAGUGUUUAACUGGAGCAACAGCUGCUGGACCAACUGUGUUUAGACUUUAAGAUGUCGACCGUCUCUGUGCUCCUGCUGCCGUUGCUCCUCUACUCCCUCCCAGCAUCCUCAUCUCCUCUUGCCAAGGAUCAGUCGGUGUGUGCCAGGACUUUCUGCGGUGCAGGCAGAGAGUGUGUGUCCACCGACAGAGGAGAGCCAGUGUGCCGCUGUUUACAGCAGUGCGACGCUUCAGAGCACUGGGUGUGUGGCAGUAACAGCAAAUCCUACAGGAAUCACUGCGAGCUGCACAGAGACGCCUGCACCACCCAGACCAAGAUACAUGUGGAGCACAGUGGACACUGUCUGGGGAAACCAGCAAAGGCAGACGUGAGCCCCAUCGUGUGCUUCCUGUCGGACCGUGAUUGGCUGAGAGAGAGGGUGAUCCAGUGGAUUCAGAGAGAGGUGGAAUUGGAGCACGAGGCCUCAAACGCCUCAACAGCCAACAUCCUUCUGCAGACCUAUUUUAAGACGUAUGAUGACGGGGAUUCACAGCUCGACUCUAAGGAGUUCCUCUACUUCCUGAAACACAAUGAGACGGCUCUCAACCUCACGUACUCUAACACUCUGGAGACUAACCUGCUGCUCAGGUCUCUGUGUGUUGAUGCUUUGAUAGAGCUGUCAGAUGAAAAUGCAGAUUGGAAGCUGAGUUUAUCCGAGUUCAUCAACUGUCUGACUCCCGCCUACCAUCCACCAGAGAGAAAGUGUGCUCUGGAGGAUGAAGUCUUUGAGGACGGAGCUGAAACUCAGAUGGAGUGCAACAAGUGUGUGUGUGCCUGUGGAAACUGGGUCUGCACUGCUUUGACCUGCAACGGGGAGCAUCAUAUAGAGGAGGGCUCUCAGGAGGGAGGAGAGGAGGAGGAAAUGACAGAGGAGGAGUGGAGCAGGAGGGUGGCUGAACUCAACGCCAUACAGCAAACCUUCAACAAGGAAACCUGAGGCCAAGCCCACUUCACCAACACCAAUUAGCAGCUGAGUUGAAUUUAUAUAUAAAGGGAAUUUCUUACAACUUUAGAUUUAUAUGAUCAUAUAUAUGAUCAUUAGCUGUUAUUACCUCAUAUAACUGUCACUACUACGUAUGAACCAGUAUGUCUGUAGUCUGUUUUUGAUUUUAGUAUUUUUCAUAUGUGUUUUAGUUUAUGUCAUAGUUUUAAUUUCAUUUUACGUGGGUGCAGAACAUGUACCAUAUGAACCACUUGGCCAUUUGCUUUAGUUUUUGCAGUGUGAUCUAGAGCAACUUUUUAGCCCAUUCAUAGACGAGAGGCUUUACAGUGUUCAUUGUCAGUGAUGUUCAUGUGGCCUGUCCUCAAGACUUUUCUGUAUCAUCUAACUUACACUGCAAGCAGUAUUUUAUUUGUUUUUUGACGCCUUAUCAGAUUGAUUCAUGGUUUUCUCACUAAUCAGAUACCGAUGUUUAAAUGUUUGUGUUGUGAAGUUGCCAUGGAUUUUCUUUGUUAUGCAACUGCUUCUUUUACGAAGACAUUACUGUAAUGCUGUAAUACUGUAAUAAAUCUCAAAAAUAACAAAUGGAAA